Molecule: messenger RNA, 1790 nt
Organism: Calidris pugnax (ruff)
Lineage: Eukaryota; Metazoa; Chordata; Aves; Charadriiformes; Scolopacidae
Gene: VDAC3
Product: voltage-dependent anion channel 3
Exons: 11
Coding region: 495-1388 (297 amino acids)
Biological process (GO): monoatomic anion transmembrane transport
Cellular component (GO): mitochondrial outer membrane
Molecular function (GO): voltage-gated monoatomic anion channel activity
Source: RefSeq, a predicted model, not a curated record
UUUGUCCGCUUCCUCCCCCCCCCGUUAUCGCACGGAGCGGUGCGGCUCUUCUGCGUUUAUUUCUCCGUUGCUAUUCCCAAGGCGGUGUUAUUUUUCUGCAGGCGGCGGCUCGCUGCGCGCUGUAGGGUUGCCCCCAACCUAUCCCUUGGUAUAUUUUCUCCAGUGUUUGUUGCGCUCGUGUAAUUGUUGUAGGAGGGAGGGAAAAUCAAAGCACAACAUUAAGGAAGCUUUGUUUAAAACCAAGGUACUCAAAACGAGUACUGUGGCUUAGCUCAAGAUCUCUGGCUUAUUGUUUCCUUUCCAGCUUUACGUUGCAUUUUGCCGGCUGCUGUCAUCGCAGCUGGUUGGAGACCAAUUCACAUUUACUAUUAAUAGCUGUGGGACUGUGAGCUCAGGUCCUGUCAACAGUUCCAGCUUGUAAAAAGGCCUUUUACGUAGUAAUUCUGAGAAGUACCUGUUUUAUGUACUAAUCUUCAGAUAAGGAGCCUGCAGUCAUGUCCUGCUUUUUUAGAUCCUCUAAACCUACAGACCCAAUGGCUGUCCCACCAUCAUACAGUGACUUGGGAAAGUCUGCCAGGGAUAUAUUCAACAAGGGAUAUGGAUUUGGAAUGGUUAAGUUAGAGGUGAAGACCAAGUCUUCCAGUGGGGUGCUGGAAUUCACUGCAACUGGUUCUUCCAACACAGACACGGGCAAGGCUUCCGGUAGUCUAGAGACCAAAUAUAAGGUCAAAGACUAUGGAUUUACAUUCACCCAGAAGUGGAACACAGACAACACACUGGGAACAGAAGUUUCCGUGGAGGAUCAGUUGGUUGAAGGAUUGAAGGUGGCUCUUGACACUACAUUUGUACCAAACACAGGGAAGAAGAGUGGAAAGUUGAAGACCUCCUACAAAAGAGAAUAUGUAAAUCUAGGCUGCAACGUAGACAUUGAUCUCUCUGGACCAACCAUCUAUGGUUGGACAGUGCUGGGCUAUGAAGGCUGGCUCGCUGGCUACCAGAUGGCUUUCGAUACAGCCAAAUCUAAGCUUUCGCAAAAUAACUUUGCCUUGGGAUAUAAAGCACGGGACUUUCAGCUGCACACCAAUGUGAAUGAUGGCACCGAGUUUGGUGGGUCUAUUUAUCAAAAGGUUAACGAUAAGGUUGAGACAUCGGUCAAUCUUGCAUGGACUGCUGGCAGUAACAACACACGUUUUGGUAUUGCUGCCAAGUACCAACCGGAUGACAACACUUCCAUUGUGGCUAAAGUGAAUAAUGCCAGCCUGAUUGGAGUUGGUUACAGUCAUGUCCUACGACCUGGUGUAAAGCUGACCCUCUCGGGCUUGAUUGAUGGCAAGAAUUUCAGUGCUGGAGGCCACAAAGUUGGGCUGGGAUUUGAGCUGGAAGCUUAAUGCAGCUUUAAGUAAAACAACUGGCAGUGCUCUGGAAGAUGAAGGAAAAAUGUACCCAGUGUGUUUCGGCCUUAAUCUUACUCUGAAAUUUUAAGAAGUGUGAACUUUCUACUCUUCCAAAGAAUCAUUUUAACCCAACACUGAAGUCCAGAGAGUGCCAGCACAUCCAAGGAAGAUACUUGAAGGCAUGCAUGGAAGUUGUGAUGUUUGUGCCACAUUUCACUUCAGUUUCCUGUACUUCAUUCUGUUCCUAAAAACAGACAAAAAUCCCACCUUUCCCCAUUAUUGUAGUCCAUCCUGCAUGUCCUGUACUUCACAGCCUUCUAUAAAAGGUGGUCUCUGUGCUAUCGUGAAAAUGGGUUUACAUCAAAAUGAAAUAAAUUGGUCACAGUUGGAACAUAA